AUGUCCGUGUCGAGCCCCUCGGACCCGGAGAGCAGCCCCGGCACGCAGCGGGGUCCCCAGGCCACCGAGAGGGAGGACACGGAGCCCGAGGAGGAGAAGGUGUGCGCCGUGUGCGGGGACCGCGCCACCGGCUACCACUUCCAUGUCAUGACCUGCGAGGGCUGCAAGGGCUUCUUCAGGCGGUCCAUCAACAAGGGCGUCUGCUUCACCUGUCCCUUCGCCCGGAGCUGCCCGGUCACCAAGGCCAAGCGGCGGCAGUGCCAGGCGUGCCGCCUCCAGAAGUGCCUCGACGUGGGCAUGCGGAAGGACAUGAUCAUGUCGGAGGAGGCCUUGGGGCGGCGGCGGGCGCUGCGGCGGCAGCGGCGGCUGGCACGGGAGCAGCCCGGGGAGCUGACGGCGGAGCAGCAGGAGCUCAUCGGCAUCCUCAUCGCGGCGCACCAGCGCACCUUCGACUCCAGCUUCUCCCAGUUUGCGCACUACCGGCCCGCCGUGCGCCUCUACAUCCCCAGCCCGCGCUCCCCGAGCCCGUCGGGGCCGAGCGCCCCCUCGGCGGUGCCGUCGCCGCAGCUCGAGUGCCUGGACGAGGACGUGCUGCCCGACGUCUUCUCCAUGCUGCCGCACCUCGCCGACCUCAGCACCUUCAUGAUCCAGCAGGUCAUCAAGUUCGCCAAGGAGAUCCCGGCUUUCAGGGGUUUGCCCAUCGACGACCAGAUCUCGCUGCUCAAAGGGGCCACGCUGGGGAUCUGCCAGAUCCAGUUCAACACCGUGUUCAACGUGGAGACCAACGCCUGGGAGUGCGGGCAGCACUGCUACACCAUCCAGGACGGGGCCCUGGCCGGCUUCCAGCAGAUCUACCUGGAGCCGCAGUUCCACAUCAGCCUGAGGAAGCUGCGGCUGCACGAGGCCGAGUACGUCCUGCUGCAGGCCAUGCUGCUCUUCUCGCCAGACCACGCCAGCGUCGCCCAGCGGGACUUCAUCGACCAGCUGCAGGAGAAGGUGGCCCUCACGCUCAAGAGCUACAUCGACCACCAGCACCCCAUGCCCGAGGGCAGGUUCCUCUACGCCAAGCUGCUGCUGCUGCUGACGGAGCUGCAGACGCUCAAGGCGGAGAACACGCGGCAGAUCCUGCACAUCCAGGACCUCUCCUCCAUGACGCCGCUGCUCUCCGAGAUCAUCAGCUAG
Cygnus atratus (black swan) is the source of this 1182-nucleotide messenger RNA. It is a transcript of the gene NR1I3, whose product is annotated as nuclear receptor subfamily 1 group I member 3. The record is from RefSeq and is a predicted model, not a curated record. Gene Ontology annotation, biological process: cell differentiation; positive regulation of transcription by RNA polymerase II; negative regulation of transcription by RNA polymerase II. Gene Ontology annotation, molecular function: nuclear receptor activity; RNA polymerase II cis-regulatory region sequence-specific DNA binding; zinc ion binding. NCBI's taxonomy places the organism in Eukaryota, Metazoa, Chordata, Aves, Anseriformes, Anatidae.